Molecule: messenger RNA, 1464 nt
Organism: Aspergillus fischeri NRRL 181
Lineage: Eukaryota; Fungi; Ascomycota; Eurotiomycetes; Eurotiales; Aspergillaceae
Product: adaptor protein STE50
Exons: 3
Coding region: 1-1464 (487 amino acids)
Biological process (GO): signal transduction
Molecular function (GO): ionotropic glutamate receptor binding; synaptic receptor adaptor activity
Source: RefSeq, a predicted model, not a curated record
AUGUCUCUGCAUACAUCCUAUCAUGCGGACUCCGACGCGGAUGAUGAGUACGAACGGAGUGUGAUUACCUCCCCUCAUCUAGCGACCGACUCCGAGGCCUCUCCCUCCGACUCCGAAUUCCCUUCAGCCGAACACACUCCUAGGACAUUUGCAAACCCCGAGGAAGACCCUCGAUCACCGAAGACUAUCAUUACAGAGUGGACCGCUGAGGAAUGCGCAAACUGGCUUGCCGCCCUCGGUCUCCGUCAGUACUGCGCAACUUUUCUUGAGAACGAAAUCGUCGGCGAAGCACUGAUUGCGCUCAAACACGAGGAAUUGAAAGAGAUGGGAAUCACCAGCGUUGGGCACCGAUUGACCAUUCUGAAAAGUGUAUACGAGACUAAAGUCAAGCAAGACAUUCCCCUCGACCCUGACCACUACAUACCUCUUUCGGCGGACCAAAGCAUGAACGAAACCGCCACACAAGAGGAUAUUGCUCGUUUGAUACAAUCGAUCCGGUUACGAGAUGAAAAAAUCGUCAGUGUCGAGUCGGAGUUGCGGCGCGUUGCAGAGGAGUAUCGCCGGCUUCGCGAAGAGCUUCUUCCUGUCUUCAAAAUGGCCAAGGAUCGAUCGCAACCACUGCCCCCUCCAUCAUCAGCUGGCCCAGGAGCCGAUGGCCACUACGAAGGCCAAACCCUUGUAUCACCCUCCGGAAACACCUUGAUUGAGCGUGCAGCGUCCGGAAUCUCUCGGACUUUCUCCAAGCGCGUCUACACUGGGGGUUCCACACCAAAAAACAACUCGCCUACGCAUAUCCCUCCAUCGAUACACGAAGGACGAGCGUACAACGACAACGGUGGACUGGACCCUUCUGCUGCCGCGAAUUCGUCCCAUCUUAGCGCUUUGAAUGGCAAGCCACAGUUGUCACCGGGCAUGCCAUCGCCGACGUCUCCUGGUGCCCACUACGGUGCUCAUCAGACGCUUGCAUCACGUUCUUACACACAACCGAAUUCGGGUCGCACAGGCUAUGAUCAUCCCGAAGAUACUCCGACGGCACAAUCACGUCCCGAUCGGUUGAAUCCAACCCCCACACAAGCGUCACGCCCUGAUGUUCCGACACGGUCCGAUUCCCGAGCGGGUGCCGAUCCACCUAGCGUCGAGAUCUUCAAGUCAUUCCGUGUUUCCAUGGAUGACCCUUGUCAUAAGGUUCUUCCCGCCGCACUCAAAAAGUACAAUAUCAAUGCCGAUUGGAAGCAGUAUGCAUUGUACAUUGUGUACGGUGAUCAAGAGCGAUGCCUAGGACUUGAGGAGCGGCCGCUUAUUCUCUUCAAGCAACUCGAGAAGGAGGGAAGAAAACCGAUGUUCAUGCUACGAAAACAGCUGCAUCCUAUUGACAACGCUUACACCAGCGGGGGCUCUGCCCCCAAUAGUGCAGGUUUCGAGGGCAGACAAGGCCAGAUCAACCUGCCCGGCGGCGUUCUGUGA